Trichoderma citrinoviride is the source of this 687-nucleotide messenger RNA. RefSeq lists its product as hypothetical. Gene Ontology annotation, biological process: regulation of DNA-templated transcription; DNA alkylation repair. Gene Ontology annotation, cellular component: nucleus. The transcript has 2 exons. NCBI's taxonomy places the organism in Eukaryota, Fungi, Ascomycota, Sordariomycetes, Hypocreales, Hypocreaceae. The record is from RefSeq and is a predicted model, not a curated record. Bases 1 to 687 code for a protein of 228 amino acids.
AUGCCUCCGAAACUUACCCCAACACACUUCCUCUGCAUACCCCUCGCUGGGGCGCAGCUAGCCACGGCUCUUGCGGCGUUCCGGGCCGAUGUAACCAGCGCCAUGAGCUUCGGUCUGCCGGACGAUGCAGUUCGGCCUCUGGGGACACUGCACUUGACGCUGGGGGUCAUGGCCCUGAAGAGGGACGGCACGAGGUUGGCCAAGGCUGCAAAUACAUCUCCCUCUGCAUUGGCCUUAUCAGGCGGCAGCAAUGUCGGUAGCGAGUCGCCGAGAUCUGACGGCCUGACCCUGACCAUGCGAGGGCUUCAUUCAAUCCAACCGCCAGCAAAGGCAGCUGUCUUAUACGCAUCUCCCUCGGAGCCAGAGGGCAUCUUAUAUGAUUUCUGCAAACGGCUGCAGAGACCAUUCCAAGAAGCUGGGCUGAUGAUUGAUGAGAACCGCCCGCUGUUGCUUCACGCCACCAUCAUCAACACCAUAUAUGUCAAGAGCAAUAGUGGCAGCGGAGGAAGAGGGAAGAGACGGGAAAGGCUGACAAUUGAUGCCCGCAGUCUCUUGAGUAGGUACGACGACUAUCUCUGGGCCGACAAGAUGCCCAUCACUCGUGUGGCGCUGUGCAGGAUGGGCGCCAAACCCAUUCCAGGGACAGACGACGCGGCAUACGAAGUCGAGGCGGAGGUUGCGUUUUGA